CCUCAUCCAUCCAUUCAUCAUCCAUUGAUCCAUCCCCAUCCAUCCCUCUGGUUAUCCCUGUCUCCAUGCAUCCCAUAUCCCCGCUGCGGUACCUGGCACCAUGGCUCAUCUCCUGCGCACACCGGUGCAUGCCCAGCAGCAGCCUCCGCUCCUCCACCCGCGCCAGCAGCAGCACCAGUACCACCAGUGUCACCACCAGCUCCAGGUCCAGGUGAGGGAACUUCCUGAGGAUGAUCCUGAUUGGAGCCUCCAUGGAUUUGUCGCUCAGGAAACGCGGCCGCGUCUUGGGGUCGGAGCAGGUCUGGGGGGGACCAAGGGACCCCGUUGCCAUAGCGACCCCUUCGCGUCCCCAGCGGACACCGUGUCGCCCCCUGGCGGCCGUUGCCAUAGCGACGCGUUGGUGCCUGAGGCCCCAUGGAUCCGGAGUCGCUCGUUCAGUGCCCGUUCGACGGCAGCCACCGGGUGCGGGCGUCCAGGCUGCCCUACCACCUGGUGCGGUGCGAGCGGAACCACCCGCAGCUCGCGCGCUCCCUGGCCACGUGCCCCUUCAACGCGCGCCACCGCGUGCCCCAGCCCGAGCUCCGGCGUCACGUGACGGAGUGCCCCGACCGGAGACACGAGAUGGAGCUGCCCCCCCUGAAGAGCUCUCAGCAGCCAGAGGUGCCCUGGAAGGCCCCCCCGUGCCAAGAGGACUGGGAGGCUGAGCUGUCCGGCCUGGAGGACCCUGAGCCCUUCAUCCUCAACCCCUGCAGUAAGGAGCUGCUCCUGCCCUGGGACAGCUCCCCGCCAGCAGCCCCCAGGAGCCGGCACCGAGUCGCGGGACCCCCCCGGGGGGGGCCUGGAGCCAAACGGGACCCGGGCCCCCCCCAACACCGGGGGGGGACCCCAAGAGAUGCGGGGGGGGGGCCCCCCCUUUUCAAUGGGGUUCAUCAAUAA
Melopsittacus undulatus (budgerigar) is the source of this 936-nucleotide messenger RNA. RefSeq names its product gametocyte specific factor 1 (gene GTSF1). Lineage: Eukaryota; Metazoa; Chordata; Aves; Psittaciformes; Psittaculidae. The transcript has 7 exons. The record is from RefSeq and is a predicted model, not a curated record. Bases 415 to 936 code for a protein of 173 amino acids.